AUGAUAGGUGUAGCAAGUAACAAUACAACAAUAGCUAAAAAGGGCAGACACCUCUUUGAUUAGAUUUAUCUUUUUGCCAUUAAUUUCUUGUAAGUAAUACACAACAAUUAUAUAUAUACCUCGAAGUGGCUCAUAAAAAUAUUAAUUUAGUUGUACAAGUGGUAGUCGCAACUCUGACAAAGAAAUGACUGAUAUUGAACAACAACUACGGACAUUUCUUCAAGAUGUCGCUGAGAAAGAAAGUUACGACCCUAGUAAAAUUUAUAUUAAACCUAUUAAUUCAGGAGGAGCUAAUUUUACAUCAGAUUUGUACGUAGCUACCAUUCAAGACCCAAUCAAAGCAGAUUUACAUAUUUUUGCAAAAGCAGCUAGCCUGAGUGAAGAUACUAGAGCCAAGAACGAUUUUCUGGUAAGAAUAUACACUACUGAAGAAGUAUUCUACACUGAUCUGGCAGUUCAUUUCGACAGGAUUUAUAAUGAACAAGAUGUUCCGAUUGAAGACAGGUUGGUUGUGCCAAAAUUUUACGGACUGAAGUCGAUUCUUUAUGAAGAAAUAUUGGUGCUCGAAAACCUGGAAGGUAAUGGCUUUACAAGCUUUGAUAGAAGGAAAACUUUUGAUUGGGAGUAUGCCUCUGCAGCCGUUUCACAACUGGCUAAGUUUCACGCUGUAAGUCUAGCCCUACGUGAACAACAGCCGAAAGAAUUCGAGCAAAUAAUCAAUAAGUUUAGAUAUAAUGAUUUUUCCAAAGACCAAGAAAAGAUUGCUCAGUAUAUGCAACAAACAGUCCGGGAUGUAUGCAAAGUUUUAAAUGAUGACCAUAAGAUGAGAUUGCUCAAUUUUUUCCGUUCAGUGAACAUGACGGCUUUAAUGCAACAGAUGAUGUCAGAUAAAAGUUUUUUAAUUCAUGGAGAUUUCAAAACAAGUAAUUUAAUGCACAGACGUAAUGACGAUAAAUUAGAAGUAAUCCUGCUGGACUACCAAACUCUAAAGCUGGGGAAUCCAGUGACUGAUUUGAUGUACUUCAUCUUCUCUGGUUCUGACGAGGAAUUCAGGCGACAUCACUACCAGCGUAUCUUGGACCAUUACUUCACACAGCUGACCCUGGCAUUGGAGAAGUUGAAUAUUGAUAUAGAUAAAGUGUAUCCUAGAAAGAACUUCGAUAUGAAUCUGAUUGAGAUGAAGCCCUUAGGGUUGUUAUUCAGUCUAUUACUGGUCGGGAUAGUGACGGCAGAGCCAGAAGACGCUCCCAAGUUCGGUGGGGACUUGUCCAAGAUGCGAGUCAAGCUCAACCAGGUGGCUCAAGAACGGUUUAGCGGGAUUGUGGCGGACUUUGUACGCUGGGGAGUUUUGUGAGGACUUUCACUUUUUAGUUGUUGGAAAUAGGCCACAAACAUAAGCGCCUGCAGUUUUACCACAUGCAACGCGACGCAGCGCGUGAGAGUAAAUCUCGACUUUUAGGUACAUCUUCUUGCCAUAUAUACGCGGCUAGCAACGUUCCAUGUUAAUCUUGUUUUAAAGUUUUUAAUAUAUUCUUUUUGUUUUUCCCUCAAAACUCGUAUUAUUUCAUCAUUAGUUUUAUUGCAAUUAUUCAUAUUAUAAAUGUUUUUUUGUUACUAUUUUUAUAUGAAUUUAAUAAGUGAUCUCGUUAUAUUACACAAAAAAUUGACAUUUAUUUCGAAGUUGUGAAUUGUACCCUAAUAAUCUUUUUGGGAGAAAACAUAUUACUUAAAUGGUUUUUAUUUUAGAAUGUUUGCAUGUAGAUAGUUUGUAGUCUAUGUAGAUCAUGAUGUGUGUUGUUAUAUUUUGGCUCAGGUAAAUUUGUAUUGUAAUAUUAAAUAAUCUAAUCUUAUUUAUGAUAUUAACAUCAAAGUACAGAAGUAAAUCUUUUAAACAGUAAGUAAAUUAUUUUCACCUUAUUCCAUUUCCCAGACAAUUCUUGUCACAGCGAUUAGUUGAAAAAAAAAAUACAAAUUAAGUAUGCGAUGUUUGAUUCGCCAAGACAAGACAUUGUGUUCGGUUUACCUGGGGGGGAGUGAGUGAAAUAACACUAUUUUUACAGAUUAUAUCGCGUAUUAAAUUAAAACACAUCUUGACGUUUCGAACCCUUCACAGCGGUUUUUCACUACGGGAGACUGAGGAAAGGUAUAUUUAUCUCUGUCAAAACUACAAUGUAGACCACUUAUAGUUGUAUAUAUAUACCCACAUACUACACGUGCAAAUGUAUUAUCAUUGUCAGAGGUCAAUGUUAUUUUGCCUCAGUCCUCCUAUUUUAAGUUGUAUCAUAACACCACUUCGAAUACGGAAAAUUUACCCGAUUGCUCGCUAGAUGGCAUUAGCGUCGAGUUAGAUCGCGCAAGCGUUAGUCUUUCACAGUUUCAUGGCAUGUAUUGGAUAUUAGUAUGCAAACUAGUCGCCAGAUGGCGGUGGCGUCGAGAUAGAACGCGCAAGCGUUUGUCUUUGAUUUUUAGGGUUCCGUAGCCAAAUGGCAAAAAACGGAACCCUUAUAGAUUCGUCAUGUCCGUCUGUCUGUCCGAUUAUGUCACAGCCACUUUUUUCCGAAACUAUAAGAGCUAUACUGUUCAAACUUGGUAAGUAGAUGUAUUCUAUGAACCGCAUUAAUAUGUUUACACAAAAAAAGAAAAAAAACAAUAAAUUUUGGGGGUUCCCCGUACUUACAACUGAAACUCAAAAAAUCUUUUUUCAUCAAACCCAUACGUGUGGGAUAUCUAUGGAUAGGUCUUUAAAAAUGAUAUUGAGGUUUCUAAUAUCAUUUUUUUUUAAACUGAAUAGUUUGCGCGAGAGACACUUCCAAAGUGGAAAAAAGUGUGUCCCCCCCUCCCCGUAACUUCUAAAAUAACAGAAUGAAAAAUCUAAAAAAAAUAUAUGAUAUACAUUACCAUGCAAACUUCCACCGAAAAUUGGUUUGAACGAGAUCUAGUAAGUAGUUUUUUUUAAAUAUGUCAUAAAAUUAAAAAAAAAAAUUUUUUUUCAUCAAACCCAUACGUGUGGGGUAUCUACGGAUAUGUCUUCAAAAAUGAUAUUUAGAUUUCUAAUCUCAUUUUUUUUAAACUGAAUAGUUUGCGCGAGAGACACUUCCAAAGUGAAAAAAAAAGUGUCCCCCCCCCCUGUAACUUCUAAAAUAACAGAAUGAAAAAUAUAAAAAAAAUAUAUGAUAUACAUUACCAUGCAAACUUCCACCGAAAAUUGGUUUGAACGAAAUCUAGUGAGUAGUUUUUUUUAAUACGUCAUAAAAUUAAAAAUAAUUUUUUUUCAUCAAACCUAUACGUGUGGGGUAUCUAUGGAUAGGUCUUCAAAAAUGAUAUUUAGGUUCCUAAUAUAAUUUUUUUCUAAACUGAAUAGUUUGCGCGAGAGACACUUCCAAAGUGGUAAAAUGUGUGUCCAAAGUGGUAAAAUGUUGAACAAGAUCUAGUAAGUAGAUUUUUUUUAAUACGUCUUAAAUGGUACGGAACCCUUCAUGCGCGAGUCGGACUCGCACUUGGCCGCUUUUUGUUUAUCAGAUAGAUUUGAUAGGAGAGGUGACACGGUUAAACUAUGCAAAUUAUUCUGCUACUCUGUGUACUUCCUUACUAGAGAUGCUCGGAGACUAAUUACUAACCCCCUUAUUCAUAAACGUGUGCUAAAGUUACGAUGCCGCUAAUAAUCGUUUGUCUCUUUCCAUCAUACCAAUACAU
Messenger RNA from Cydia pomonella (codling moth), 3693 nucleotides. RefSeq lists its product as uncharacterized. The transcript is spliced from 3 exons. NCBI's taxonomy places the organism in Eukaryota, Metazoa, Arthropoda, Insecta, Lepidoptera, Tortricidae. The record is from RefSeq and is a predicted model, not a curated record. The coding region runs from base 185 to 1354 and encodes 389 amino acids.